AUGAUCAUCAUCCCGAUCAUCUCCAUCCUCCUCAUACAGUCGUCGCUCGCGUUCCUAGAAGACUCCUAUCCAGAAACGUUCGACUCUAAUACGUACCCUGAGGACCUGUUCGACAACGACAACGACAUUGAAGUACAAAGACGUAGCAACCACUUUCUACGAUUCGGCAGAAACAACGGCAAAUAUGAAAACAACGAGGUAGGAAACGACGACUACGAAGAUUUCGCUAGGCCCACCAGGUCCGGAAGGAUCGAAAAGAACGACCACUUCAUCAGGUUUGGACGAGGAAAACAUCAGGAAUUCUUGAGAUUCGGCAGGGACCCCCAAAGGCGCGACAAGUCUGCCUACCUUAGAUUCGGUAAGAACGAAAUGCCAAUAUUUAAAGAGUAUAGACACAAACGCGACACCUUCUCCGAUGAAGCAGACAAACGCAGCGACUCUUUCUUGAGAUUCGGCCGUAACUCGAACUUCAUGAGGUUUGGACGUGAUCCAACAAACUACCUAGCGAACCCUGGCAACAUGCUAUCGACACUGGAACUUCUUAAAAUGCAAGAACAAACUUUAGCAAACGUACUUGCUCAACUGAUGCUUCACAAGAAAGAAGAAAAUAAGCCUUGCACAAGGGCGGCAUAA
Messenger RNA from Anoplophora glabripennis (Asian longhorned beetle), 633 nucleotides. It is a transcript of the gene FMRFa, whose product is annotated as FMRFamide-related peptides. Bases 1 to 633 code for a protein of 210 amino acids. The record is from RefSeq and is a predicted model, not a curated record. The transcript is spliced from 2 exons. NCBI's taxonomy places the organism in Eukaryota, Metazoa, Arthropoda, Insecta, Coleoptera, Cerambycidae. Gene Ontology annotation, biological process: neuropeptide signaling pathway.